UAUAUUAUUAAUUAAAAGAUAAGAUUCGAGGGUCAAGUCUAAAGGUCUAAGGUUUUAUCUGUAAAUUUCGACCCUUCUUAAUGUUUGCUGGUGGGUUUAGUACCCUUUGUUUGCUCCACUUGAGAAGGAUCGUCAAAAUGACUCUUCACGCUGAAAACAACAGACAGUUGUGAUGAUUGUAGAAGUGAAGCUUUUUUUGGUUAAAAGACCCGAAAUUUUAUUGCAAAAGCUAACUAGAAGUUCAUUUGCAGUUAAAUUUUGUCGAAUGGAGUUUUAGUGAAUAAAAUGGAUCAAAAUUGUGAUGAUAUAUUGAAAAUUAUUGUAAGAAACCGAGAAUAUAAUGUUUCUAAAAAGUUCAUUUGUUCAAUUGUGCCUUACUUUGACAAAGUGUUUAGUUGUGAUUUGUUUGAACCCAAGUCAAACAAAGUGGAACUAGAUUUUGACGAACACGUCUUUGAUUCUAUUCUUAACUGGAUUCACACAGGAUUGUUCAUCAUUCAGAUGGAAAAAGUUAUCAGUUUUUAUGAAGCAUCUGCUUAUUUAAUGAUCAAUGAUCGUUUGUUUGAGCCUUGUUUCAAUUAUUUCCACUUUAAUUUCAACAUUAAACAUAUUCCAGUUGUUUUACAACAAGUCACCAAAGUGUCCAAGUUGAUUGAUUCAGGGUCGAUUGAAAACUUCAUCUGUCGCCACUUCUUGAAGAUCACACAUACAGAUAUCUUUUUAAAUUAUCCAGUUGAGGCAGUUGAAGCUAUUUUAAAAUUGGAUUUGAUGAUUCACUCUGAAUAUCAAAUAUUUGAAUCAAUCAUGAAAUGGGCCGAAGAGGAUGAUUCCAGGGAAAAAUGGAUUCCACAGCUAUUGAACUGUGUUCGUUGGUCUUUUAUGGAUCCUCGUGAUAUGCCCAAAGCAAUGAAUGAUGAAUAUAUCAAGACGUUUACUAAUUUAGAUUCAAUCAUCUGUUCUAAUGUUAAAUCUUAUUCAGAUCGCACUAAACAAAGCUUCUUUAUUUCUGUUCAUCGAAUGGACAAUUCAAAUCUAAAAGUAAAUGUGCUCGAUAAAGACUUAUUUUGUUUACCGAUUGGUGAUUUCACUCAAGACGAUUCAAUGGCACCUGAAUUUGUUCCUGGAGAACACAUUUCAGAUAUUUUAUUUGAUUCUGGAAGAGAAGGAAUUCGAAUUGAUUGGUCCAAAAAGACAUUUCGGUGGCUCAACUUCAAAGUUGCUGGUAAAACCUAUUACAGUCAAUUGAUUGAAGUUUUUGUAAACUUCUCAGAUGAUUUUAGAGCCUUUUCCUAUUAUUUGGAAGACAAAGAUGCGAAACUACCGGAUAUGAUCUCCUGCGACGAGUUCGUGUUCCUCGAAUCCAAUGGCAAAUAUAUUUUGAUUGGUAAAACUAAAGACGAAAAGAAAUGGUUUGGUUCUUUUUAUGGUUUCCAUCGGAAUUGGUUCAAAGUGUACAAAGAUCAUGAACGAUCCUUUCAUGCCACUGUUUUGGACAAUGUUGUUUACAUCUUGACAGAGGAUCUCGAAUUUAUCCAAUUCAAUUACGAAACUCAGUGCUUCAACAAGAGUAAACCGUUCGAAGACAAAAAAUUAGAUUUCGAUGAUUUAAUCUUUAUUUCUCGUCAAACAGGAGAUGACAAAGUAAUUCUGGUUAAUAAAUCGUCCGGGGAAAUUCAUGUUUUCUAUAUUAAUGAAGAGGAAUGGAUUGAGAAAUAUCGAAUUAUGAAUGUUAAUGUGGGUUUCGAAGGCGCUAGUGUAUAUGCUGAUGGAUUGAUUGCCUUUACUUCAACGUUUUUAUCCAUGAAAAAUAUCAAUCCUUUGUUCACGCAGAAUAUAUCUUUCAACUAAAUAUUGAUAAUUCAGUUCAACAAUAAUUAAAGAUUCAUAAAAGUGAAUGUCGCCAUUUUUCGUGAAUUUAUGUAAAGUUGCUUAAAUGUCGAUGCAAAGAAAUCAAGUUACAGUUACAAGAGAAAAAAUAAAGGCCAUUUUGAUGAUCGAUGAUGUUGGAUCCAUCUCUAUUUCAAACAAUACACUCCAUUGUGUAUUUAAAACAGUACCUCUAACAAGCUAACAUUAUUUGCAUCUCGACGGAAAUACCGAUAUUAUAGUAGCAAUUAUG
This is a messenger RNA of Tetranychus urticae (two-spotted spider mite), 2119 nucleotides long. RefSeq lists its product as uncharacterized. Gene Ontology annotation, molecular function: protein binding. NCBI's taxonomy places the organism in Eukaryota, Metazoa, Arthropoda, Arachnida, Trombidiformes, Tetranychidae. The record is from RefSeq and is a predicted model, not a curated record.